Rana temporaria (common frog) is the source of this 3116-nucleotide messenger RNA. It is a transcript of the gene ZDHHC5, whose product is annotated as zinc finger DHHC-type palmitoyltransferase 5. The transcript is spliced from 12 exons. NCBI's taxonomy places the organism in Eukaryota, Metazoa, Chordata, Amphibia, Anura, Ranidae. Gene Ontology annotation, molecular function: palmitoyltransferase activity. Gene Ontology annotation, biological process: protein palmitoylation. Bases 600 to 2282 code for a protein of 560 amino acids. The record is from RefSeq and is a predicted model, not a curated record.
GCGGAUGGCGAGCCCGGUGAUGACGUCUUUGGGCGCAGCGGCCAAUCAGGGCUCACUAGGCCCGAGAGCAGAGCGGAGUGAAGUGUCGGGGAGACGCGAGCGGACGGAAGGAUUUUUGGGGUGUCCCCGUGUUUUCCUGUCUUCGCCGAGGAGGUCGGUGGGAGUGGGAGGAAGCCGGAGAGCGGGAGGGGCCGUCUGUCUGUCAGCGGUACAGGUUGUGAAUUAAUCCAGGAGUGCAGCACCAGCCUACGGCCUGAACCCCCGCCCCCCCCCGAGUGUCAUCAGCCACAUGGAUUACCAGGGGAUUAGCGCAAGGAGGGAGACGGACUAAUAAGGGGAGGGGGCAAAGGGUUGCAAGACAUUGUACGCUCCCCUCACUCUGGAGAUUUGGAGGAGGGGAGGCUUUUUCACCCUCAUCGGCCCCCGAAUUAUUAGCAGCUGCCUGCAAGCCCCUUUGAUUUAUCAUGCCGGGGCUUAUUCAAUAGCUUCUGUAGAGCUGCCCGUUCCCCACAUCUCAUUUCAAAUCUAUUUCUCCCAUUGCCUACAAGUGCUGCGUGGGGAUAUGCUGUACACCCUAGUGCCCUCCUCCCAUCUCCACGAUGCCUGCAGGAACUGUCAAGUCUUUCAAACCCAGCAAGUACAUCCCUGUGACCGCAGCAACUGUGUUUCUGGUGGGCUCCACGACGCUCUUCUUCGCUUUCACAUGCCCAUGGCUCAGUAUAGAGGUGUCUCCAGCUCUUCCUGCUUAUAACGCUGUCAUGUUUCUAUUCGUGUUGGCCAAUUUUAGCAUGGCCACUUUUAUGGAUCCCGGAAUCUUCCCUAGAGCUGAAGAGGAUGAAGAUAAAGAGGACGACUUCCGGGCUCCCUUAUAUAAGACGGUGGAAGUGAGGGGCGUCCAGGUCCGCAUGAAGUGGUGUUCAACCUGCCGCUUUUACAGACCUCCUCGCUGUUCUCACUGCAGUGUUUGCGACAACUGUGUGGAGGAGUUUGAUCACCACUGUCCAUGGGUGAAUAACUGCAUUGGACGCAGGAACUAUCGCUACUUCUUCCUUUUCCUUGUGUCCCUCACAUUGCACAUAAUGAGCGUCUUCAUCUGUGGCCUUUUCUACACAUUGGGGCAUUCAGACCAACUCAGAGACAUCCCAGCAAUUGUGACUAUUUCAGUGAUGUGUGUGGCUGGCUUGUUUUUCUUCCCGGUUGCAGGACUUACAGGAUUUCACAUUGUCUUGGUGUCCCGAGGUCGCACUACUAACGAGCAGGUCACUGGAAAGUUCCGUGGUGGAGUGAAUCCAUUUAGUAAUGGGUGCUGUCAAAACGUUGGCCAUGUUUUGUGUAGCUCGUCCCCACCCAGAUACCUAAAACGUCAUAAUCUAUCAGUUGUCUCGAUAACUCCCCCAUUUUUACGCCCUGAGAUUUCAGAAAGUCAGAUUGGCCUUAAAAUACUAGACAAUGGCAUACAAAGUCCUCUUCAACACUACCAGUCUCGAAGCAGUUUAGAACUCACGGAGUCUCAAUCGGCAGACGCAGAACCACCGCCGCCACCAAAGCCGGACCUGAGCCGCUACCCAGGGCUGAGAGCUCAUCAGAUAAGCCUCGGGGAGAGGGAAGACAAUUCCCUGUUGAAUUCAGAGAGUCCUCCCACUCCAACGAUGUACAGAUAUCGGCCCGGGUUCAGCAGUGGAAGUGGUGGGCCUCCACCCUGUUCUAAGCUUUCUCGUGUGGACAGUCUCCAGGAUUCGCCAAUGCCCACCUCUGACUUAUCACGUCCUCCCAGCUCUCGCUCAGAGCCCAGCCUAGAGCCGGAUUCCUAUCACCCACCACCAGCUCGGUCCUCCAGUUUGCGCUCUGCCACUGGUACCACCGCACAACUUCCCUCUCUUCCAUCAGAAGGAACAACAUCCACCUCAUACAAAAGCUUAAAUCAGACACAGAAUGGAAGUCUUUCUUAUCAGAGCCUACUGAGCCCUUCGGACGAGACAGAACCAGAAACGGCUGGGUACUCUUCUCCAUACCUGUCAGCUCGAGAGCGCCUCCGACCAGCCUGUCCUCCUCCAAUCGCUCCUCGUUACGGAAAGCCGCGAAUUUCACAUCACCGGGUAGGAGGUGAUUCAGAUGCAGCAGCUUUACCCUUGUUGACAUUAAAGGAUGAGUCUCCUGCAAAGUCGGCGCACUCUCGCAGCAACGGUCAAGCUUCUGUGUCCCCACCAGUCAGCCCUUCACGCCCAGGAGGUGUAAAAACUGUGUCAGGUGUGGGCGGAACCACAUACGAGAUCUCUGUAUGAAAAAAAUUAAAAACAAAAAUGAGAACAUUUCAGACACAAGGACUGUCCAAGCGACCCAUCAUCGUGUCAGAAUCUCCGACUGCCAAUCCAGGAGCCCUCCUGUGUCCUCCAGUCCCCCGCCCCUUGGGGUUUUGUUUCACUAUAAAUAUAUAUAAAUAUUAUAUUUUAUUUUAAUUUUUUUUUUUUUAUUUGGUUUUUAAAAACCACACCCACUCAUCUUUUUAAAGUGUCACAUACGGUUUUAUGAGAAAGGACUCAAAAACAUUCUAAUUCGUGUUUAUACUGAGCGCCAUCCAACUUUUAUCACGGUUGCUCCAAAUGCCAUUUUUCUGACUAUUCUUUUUGCCACCAGACAGCCAACGAUGUUCUAUAUUCUCUAUUAUGGUUCCAGGGAAUAUUACCUACCCUUUUAUUUACAGCUGGUGAUUGGUUCUCAGUCCGAAAUGAUUUUUUGUUUUCUUAUGCGUGGAAGUUGGGGUGCAGCUUUUUUUUUUUUUUUUUAAUGUUUUGUAUAAUUUUUUUUAUUUUAUUUUCCGUUCUCAGAGAAGAAAAGUGAUCUGCACAAGUUUAUAAAUACAGAUAAAAUUAUAUAUGAUAUUAUUUUACAGCUGGGGAGCAGGCAAUAAGUACCCCUCCACCUUCCAAACAGGGAAGAUACAGGGGAGGGUGCCUUCAUUUUUAUUAUUUCAUUAAAAAAUAAAUGAAAAAAAAAAAUGAAAUAAAAGAAAAAGAAUUGUCAAGUGGUUUGUGUGAAAAGAUGCUUGAAAUGUUUUUCUAUACUAUGUUUAUUUUUGUAUGUCUGCUCACCUGUUUAUCCAUAUAUCAUCUAAUUUC